Molecule: messenger RNA, 5079 nt
Organism: Oenanthe melanoleuca
Lineage: Eukaryota; Metazoa; Chordata; Aves; Passeriformes; Muscicapidae
Gene: GRIP2
Product: glutamate receptor interacting protein 2
Exons: 24
Coding region: 94-3348 (1084 amino acids)
Biological process (GO): neurotransmitter receptor transport, endosome to postsynaptic membrane
Molecular function (GO): protein binding
Source: RefSeq, a predicted model, not a curated record
CGCGCUCGGCAGCGCCCGCCGCUCCCGCCGGCCCCCCCGGGCCCCUCCAGCCGCGCCGCUGCCCCGGGGGGCGGCAGCGCCGCUCCUGCCGCGAUGCCGGGCUGGAGGAAGAGCCUCGCCCUGUGCCUGCAGCGGAUGCAAGAGGACGAUGAUGGCCCUUACUCAAAGGGGAGCAAGGACUCUGGUGGGAUGGACACAGCCCUGGUCUCCAGGAGGCAAAGCAUCCCAGAGGAAUUCAGAGGGGUCACAAUCGUGGAGCUGAUUAAGAAAGAAGGAAGCACCCUGGGUUUAACCAUUUCAGGUGGCACAGACAAAGAUGGAAAGCCAAGAGUCUCCAAUCUGAGGCCGGGAGGACUGGCUGCAAGGAGUGACCAGCUGAACGUGGGGGAUUACAUCAAGUCGGUGAACGGCAUUAACCUGACCAAGCUGCGGCACGACGAGAUCAUCAGCCUGCUGAAGAACGUGGGCGAGAGGGUGGUGCUGGAAGUGGAGUACGAGCUGCCCCCAGCCGUACCAGAAAGCAGUGCUGGCAUUAUUCCCAAGACCAUUGAAGUGUCCCUCUACAAGGAAGGCAACAGCUUUGGCUUUGUGCUGAGAGGGGGAGCCCAUGAAGACUGGCACAAGUCCAGGCCACUGGUGCUCACCUAUGUGAGGCCAGGGGGCCCUGCAGACAGGGAAGGGUCGUUGAAAAUUGGGGACAGGCUGCUGAGUGUGGAUGGGAUCCCUCUGCACAGCAUGACCCACGCUGACGCCCUCAACAUCCUGCGGCAGUGCAGCCAGGAGGCACUUUUCCAGAUCGAGUAUGAUGUGACCAUCAUGGAUACUGUAGCAAAUGCUUCUGGUCCUUUACUAGUUGAAAUAGCAAAGACUCCAGGGUCUACCCUGGGAAUCACACUGACCACAGCCAUGCACCGGAACAAGCAGGUCAUUGUCAUCGACAAGAUCAAGCCAGCCAGCGUGGUGGACAGAUGUGGUGCAUUGCACGUUGGUGACCACAUUCUCUCCAUCGAUGGCACAAGUACAGAGCACUGCUCCUUAUUAGAGGCAACUCAACUUUUAGCUGCCACUUCUGAAAAUGUCAAGCUGGAGAUAUUACCUGUUCACCAAAGCAGGCUGCCUUUGAAGCCUCCAGAAACAGUCAAGGUGCAGAAGAGUGACCACCAUCACUGCUGGGACCCCUGUGUCAACUACUGUCACACCCAUCAUCCUGGACACUGCAAGACACCCACUUGGAACCAGACAUCUGGACAGGAUUACUGCAAAUCUCUGGUGGCUGCCAACUUCUCGUCUCCCACCAUGAACGCGCAGGGAUUCCCGUGCCAGAACUCCAACACGCUACCUCGCAGCUCCCACCCCAUGAGCCCCCGCACCACCAUGCUGAGGAGGAGGCAGAAGAAGAAGGAGCACAAGAGCUCAUUGUCGCUGGCCUCCAGCACGGUGGGUCCUGGCGGGCAGAUAGUCCACACGGAGACAACAGAGGUGGUCCUCAGGGGAGACCCUUUGAAUGGCUUCGGACUGCAGCUCCAGGGAGGCAUCUUUGCUACUGAAACUCUGUCUUCCCCACCUCUCGUCCGUUUUAUAGAGCCUGACAGCCCGGCAGAGAGGUGUGGGCUGCUGCAAGUAGGAGACAGAGUCCUUUCCAUCAAUGGCAUUGCCACGGAGGACGGGACCAUGGAGGAAGCCAACCAGCUCCUGCGGGACGCGGCGCUCACCAACAAAGUGGUGCUGGAGGUGGAAUUCGACGUCGCAGAGUCUGUCAUACCCAGCAGCGGUACUUUCCACGUUAAAUUGCCCAAGAAAAGAGGUGUAGAGCUUGGAAUUACAAUCAGCUCUGCAAGCAGAAAGCUUGGGGAUCCUUUGAUCAUCUCUGACAUCAAGAAGGGGAGUGUAGCACAUAGAACUGGCACCUUGGAGCCGGGAGACAAGCUGUUAGCCAUUGAUAACAUCCGACUCGACAAUUGCUCAAUGGAGGAUGCUGUGCAGAUUUUAAGGCAGUGUGAAGACCUGGUCAAAUUGAAGAUUAGGAAGGAUGAAGAUAACUCUGAUGAGCAGGAGACAACUGGUGCUAUUAUCUACACGGUGGAGCUGAAGCGAUAUGGGGGCCCUUUGGGAAUAACCAUCUCUGGGACAGAGGAACCUUUUGAUCCUAUUGUCAUUUCAGGCCUCACUAAACGAGGGCUGGCAGAGAGAACCGGAGCCAUCCACGUUGGGGACCGGAUCUUGGCGAUCAACAACGUGAGCCUCAAGGGCAAACCGCUGAGCGAGGCCAUCCACCUGCUGCAGAUGGCAGGAGAGACUGUCACCCUCAAGAUCAAGAAGCAGACAGAGAAAUCCUACCCCAAGAAGUCGGGGAGCAUCAACGAAGUAAGUGACCCAGAAGAUGAGCUCACAGACUCCCAGAAAACUAGCAAGCUGUCUGAGAUAUACUCUACCACAAUUGCAAGUGUGGACAAUACUGUGGAGUCCUGGGAUGGCUCUGCCAUUGAUGCUGGGUAUGGAAGCCAAGGUACCUACAUACCCCAGGCUGCUGGCAUAGCCCUCCAUCCACACGAGUGGAGACACAGCAGGCAAAAGAGCAGCACCCCCCCAGCAGACCCCAGGAAAAACUACCCCUACAUGGAUGGAAGCUUCAGUGAAGAUGACUGGGACAAGCCCAGCAGAUACCCCAACCGCCAAAAUGGCCUUGAGACCACUCAUGAGGACAAUUUUUGGCGUGUUUUUGGAGAAGCUUUGGAGGAUUUGGAAACAUGCGGCCAGUCUGAACUUUUGAGGGAGAUUGAGGCUUCCAUCAUGACAGGCAGCGUGCACAACCUGGGCCUGGAGGGCAGCAAGCUGCUCCUGGACUCUGUGAACCCCUCGGGAAUGAGCCCACUGAGGAAAGCCAGCUCCAGCUGCACGGACGGACAGACGGACGGCGGCAGCUCCCCCGCCAAGAAGAAUGAGAGGAACCUGGACAUGAAGAAGAUCGAGAAGGAGAUGCAGGAAAUCAUGUCCCCGACCCCCGUUGAGUUUCACAAGAUGACACUGCACAAAGACCCGGAGAGCGAAGACUUUGGAUUCAGUUUGUCGGAUGGCCUGUUAGAAAAAGGUGUCUAUGUAAAUAUGGUCCGUCCGGAUGGGCCAGCAGAUCAGUGUGGCCUCAAGCCAUAUGACAGAGUGCUUCAGGUAAACCGCGUCCGAACGAGAGACUUUGACUGCUGUCUGGCCGUGCCCUUGAUUUCAGAGGCUGGAGCCAAGCUGGAGCUGGUGAUCAGCCGGACCCCCUUGGCGCUGGCUGCCUCGGAGGGGAGCAGAGAGCUGCCGGGGCCCCGCGGCGCCGAGGUCAAGGCGAGUGUGCAGACGCUCUGAGCAGCAGCAGCGCAGCAGACCAUGCCUCUGCUGAGCUCUUGUGGUGGUUGGGGUGUUUUUCUGUUUUUUGUUGCACUGGUAUUUGUAAAUGCUUUGUGUACCAUAACCUGCAAGUGGGGAGGUGGGUCUUCAGUGGGCCUGUAGACCCCAAAUAUUGCUGGAAAGGUCAGAGCUGGGUGUGCGCCGGGCUGUGGCAGCGAUGGCAGUGGGACAAACUGCCAAAGGGAGGAAAGAGCAUCCACAGCCAUCCCCCAUGGCAGGGCAUCUCCCUGUGCUCCUGCCAUCCAGUGUGCAGGGUCCUGCCCCUGACAUCCUCACUCUGAAAGGCACUGGCCAUCCUACAGACACACAUGGUGCUAUUGUGUUCUUCGUUUGCUCAGUUAAUCACAUACAGCAGGACUGAAAUGCCUUUCCUUUUAUGCUGUGCCCAGCUCCAUCCUUUCAACACUCCUGGCAAAUUAAUUCCUGCAGCCCCUUGUGCUUGCAGUGCAGGGCUGUGGAGAGAGCUGGUUGAAAGACACUUCAAAAUGUGCUUGAGAGUGGCUAAAUGCAAUUCUUGUGCAAAAAUUGUUAUUUGCAGCUGUCUGCUGCCAGCUCUAUCCACACUGCCCCCGAGGCCUGGCUUGUCCCGUAGUGGGGUGAGGCACCUUGAGUGGCUGAUUGCCAUGAGCAGUGUGGUUACCUGUGCUCAGCAGUGACUACAGAGCAGAGGCCAUACCCAAGGCUAAAGGCCUUGAGUACCUCCCUGAAUCCCUUUGUUUGUCUGAGCUUCAUGGAGAGGUCUUGCUUGCAAACCUGGCCUGUGCCUGGAAGCAAAUAGCAGAAUAGCGAAUUUUCCUGGUUUGGAUCAAUGAAACCUUGCUGUCCCUCUGAGGCAGAGGCAUGACAAGCCCUUGGUUGGGAGGGGGUGUCCUGUGUCCCGUGGCCUGUUUCCCACAGUAGCACUUUAUGUUGGUGUCCUGGUGGCGGUGUGAGGCUUUGCUUUCCCUGGGCAGGCCUGGCCAUGGAUGCAGGAGCUCGCUCAGUCAGACACAGCAGCUCCAGAGCCACUCCCCGUGCCCUGCUUGCCCUUCCAGCUGCUCCAUCCCCAGUGCUGUGUGCAGGGUUGGGUGGGUGUCAGUGUGUGUGGCUUUGCCAGCCAGAAUUGUCCCUGCUGUCUGUCCCCUGUGACAGCACAAGGUACCCGGGGUUUCUUCCAGGCACAGCCCCAUCCAGCUCUUGGUUGUUGUAGCCAUUUUCUCUUUGAGUAUGCAAUAUCCCAUACCAUUGCUGCCACAAUUGGAUAACGUGCCAUAAUUGAUACUGUGGAGCAUUGACAGUGCGGCCGAAAGUGUUUUUAUAUGCAAUAUUCUGAGCAGUGGAAGCCCACUGGGGCUUCUCAUAGGUUUUUAAUGAAGACUUUUAUUAAAGGCUUUAAAAAAAAAAAAAAAAAAAAAAAGGAGGAAGAAAAACUUGGUCCUUGUAUCCCUUCCUAUGCAUUUUGAAUGAUAUGAAGAUGAAAUGCAUUACUUAAAUGUGUAUUUUUAUCCAUAUAUUAGAGUGUAUUCCUUGUAAAGUAUUUUUAUAUGCUAAUUUUCUUAUGUAUCUAUGAAAGCACAAUAUUUAAAAGUACAGCAUUUCAAAGAAUAUUUUAGUCCUGUUUUGGACCUCUUUGUAAAUCUCUGUAUUUAAAUGGGAUUGGAAUGACUUUGACUUUUUUUUUUUUUAAUUAAAUAAAAGCAAAUGAAAUGC